Molecule: messenger RNA, 1962 nt
Organism: Gymnodraco acuticeps
Lineage: Eukaryota; Metazoa; Chordata; Actinopteri; Perciformes; Bathydraconidae
Gene: wrap73
Product: WD repeat containing, antisense to TP73
Exons: 13
Coding region: 185-1534 (449 amino acids)
Biological process (GO): microtubule anchoring at mitotic spindle pole body; protein localization to mitotic spindle pole body; mitotic sister chromatid segregation
Cellular component (GO): mitotic spindle; MWP complex; microtubule organizing center
Molecular function (GO): protein binding
Source: RefSeq, a predicted model, not a curated record
ACUGCAUGUCGUCAUCGUCCCACACAAACAAACUAGUAGCAACAGCAACAGUUGAAUCAAUAGCCUGUGCCCCGAAGUAAAUCAUGCGAAGAAAAAAACGUUUUUAAUCUGCUUUUGGGACUUUUCGCGGCUCUCAUAUGAUAUACAAAAGGAGGGAAAUUGCCAUUAGCGCCGUGAUUGUAAGAUGAAUUUCUCUGAGGUUUUCAAGCAGUCCAACCAACUGUGUAAAGUUUCCCCAGAUGGGAAAUAUUUGGCUACCUGUGUGCAGUACAGGCUGGUGGUGCGAGAUGUGGAGACCCUGCAGAUCCUGCAGCUCUACACCUGCCUGGACCAGAUUUCACACAUGGACUGGUCUUCUGACUCUCUCUUUAUCCUCUGUGCUAUGUACAAGAGGGGACUGGUACAGGUGUGGUCGCUGGAACAGCCAGACUGGCACUGUAAGAUUGAUGAAGGCUCAAUAGGACUAGUCUCCUCGCGCUGGAGUCCAGAUGGACGUCACAUUCUCAACACCACUGAGUUCCAUCUGAGAGUCACCGUCUGGUCCCUCUGCACCAAAGCUGUGUCUUACAUCAAGUAUCCCAAAGCAUGCCAGAAGGGUAUUGAUUUCAGCAGAGAUGGCUGCUACAUGGCCUUGGCUGAACGCCGUGACUGCAAAGACUUCGUCAGCGUAUUCGUGUGUGACGACUGGCAUUUACUCAGGCAUUUUGAGACUGAGACUCAGGACCUGGCAGGGUUGGAGUGGUCUCCCAAUGGCUGUGUGCUGGCAGUGUGGGAUAGCUGUCUGGAGUACAAGGUGUUGCUGUAUUCUCUGGACGGCCGGUUGCUGUCAACCUACAGUGCCUAUGAGUGGUCUCUGGGGGUCAAGUCAGUGACCUGGAGCCCCAGCAGCCAGUUCCUGGCCAUCGGCAGCUAUGAUGAGAAGGUGCGCAUCCUCAAUCAUAUCACGUGGAAGAAAAUCACACAGUUUGAGCAUCCAGCAACCAUCAACAACACAAAGGCAGUUGUAUAUAAGGAAGUGGUGAAAAGGCCCGCUGUUUGUAGUGAUGACCUAUCGCUACACAACAUCACAAUUGGCAACACCCUCUUCAACACACAGAGCAAAUAUGAGAUCUGCCCAACGCCAGUCCAGCUUCCUGUAGUUAAACCAGACCCAGACCGAGCCAACCCUAAGAUUGGCAUCUCCACUUUGGCAUUCAGCUCCGACAGUCGCUAUCUAGCCACCAAAAACGACAACAUGGCCAGUGUUGUCUGGGUGUGGGAUGUGCAGAAGAUGAGCCUGGUGGCGGUGCUCGAGCAGACAACGGCCGUGCGCUGCUUUCAGUGGGACCCCCGACGCCCCCGGCUGGCCCUCUGUACGGGCAACACCAAACUCUACCUCUGGUCCCCAGCAGGCUGCGUUUCUGUCCAAGUCCCCACUGAAGGUGGUUUCCAGGUCCAGUCAUUGAACUGGCACUGCAGCGGAGACUCUCUGAUCCUGCUAGGGAAGGAGCAGCUGUGUUUGUGCUACAUGGACAAUGACCAGGAGGACAAGUAAAACUCACAAAUACACAGGUUUCAAGAAUAACUGGAUUUCAGUUCCGUAGCCUUUGCUGGGAAUGUGCUACGGUGAUGACAAAAAGACUUGAGGGUAACACUCCCCCUCCUUCUUGCACAUAUCGUGCUAUAGAUUCUUGCCAAGUUUUAAGGGCCCUCACUGCAGGUUACUGGAAUACUCCUUUUCUUGUCAAGUUAAACAUGUAUGGAAAACCUGCUCUGACAUUCCUCCUGAGAGACAUAGAAUCAACAAAUAUCACUUUUUGAAUGACCAAAUGCAUACAGAAGCACUAGUUCCAAACACUGUGAGAAGAUAGUGGUUUACAUAGUUUUAUAGAUUUCACUGUACAUUUAGUUGUAAGUAUUUUGUAUUAGUUCUACUUUGAAAUUGUUUAAUUAUUUUGAAUAAAUGUUGUCAUAAAUAAUGCA